Ascochyta rabiei is the source of this 1602-nucleotide messenger RNA. RefSeq lists its product as uncharacterized. Gene Ontology annotation, biological process: transmembrane transport. The transcript is spliced from 4 exons. The record is from RefSeq and is a predicted model, not a curated record. Bases 1 to 1602 code for a protein of 533 amino acids. NCBI's taxonomy places the organism in Eukaryota, Fungi, Ascomycota, Dothideomycetes, Pleosporales, Didymellaceae. Gene Ontology annotation, molecular function: transmembrane transporter activity. Gene Ontology annotation, cellular component: membrane.
AUGUUUUUCCAACGAAUUCAGACUCUUCCAGAUCGCAUCGCAGAGAGCAGUCCUUACUACAUUCUAGUGGUCGUCUGCUCUGCUAUGUUUCUCGACCUUGCAAACUUAAGCGCAAUCACCAUUGCACUGCCGACGAUUCAGAAAGACUUCAACAUCAACACUAGCGAUCUCCAAUGGAUCAUCUCCGCCUACGCUCUAACGUUUGGCGGUUUUCUUCUCCUGGGCGGCCGUGGAGGAGACAUCAUCGGACAUCGUCGCGUUCUGCUUUUUGGCAUGGUUUUCUUCGCGUUGUUCAGUCUGGUAUGCGCUGUGUCUCCGAGUUUCUUAGGACUUGUCAUCGCCAGAGCAUUUCAGGGAAUAGGUGCCGCGUUCACCAUUCCUCCAGCGCAAGCACAUAUUGCCCUACAUUUCACCGAUCCAACAUUGAAGGCCAAAGCUCUUGGAAUAUGGGGUGCUGCAGGUUCCUUGGGCUUCAUCAUCGGACUCGUCCUUGGUGGCGUUCUCACAGCAACCUUGGGCUGGAGGUGGAUCUUCUGGAUGUCUCUGAUCAUCUCAGGCGUCGUCAUUCCAGCGGCCUAUGUUGUCCUUCCACGGGUCCCCUCUCCUCGCGCUGCAACUCCGCAUCCCGUUGACGGAGGGGUUGAAGCCAACAGUGAGCCGGCGCCAGCAAAGAAAGAGCUCUUACAAUCGGUCCGUGAGCGUCUGGUUCGAUUCGACGCUCUAGGCAUCUCUCUUGGUAUUCCUGGUAUCCUCCUCCUCACCUACGCACUCACCUCAGCAAAUACAGAAGGAUGGAACGACCCCAAAAUCAUCGCUACUCUCGUGGUAUCCACUCUCCUGGUUGUUGCAUUUAUCCUGUAUGAGCGCUCGGCACCUCAAGCAAUCCUGGCUCCCCAUUUAUUCCGCGAUUUAUCCUUCAACCUCACGAUGAUCCUUGCCGUCAACACCUACGCCGUACGACAGGCUUGCACUUACUUCCUCACUGUUCAGCUCCAGUCCUACGGCACUAGUGCUAUCCACACCUCAGUCCUCUUCAUUCCACUUGGCAUAAGCGCCCUUAUCUUCAAUACUCUUUCCGGUCGUCUCGUACCUAUUCUCGGCGCAAGGCCAAUGUUCAUUAUUGGCUGGGCUCUUUCCAUCCCUGGCGUGCUCCUCUUCAGCUUCAUCACCGAGCACACUUCGUACUGGCGCUACACCUUCCCAGGUAUGAUACUGUACAUUGCCGGUAUUGGAGCCGUCUACAUCACCGCUAAUUUUGUCGUCGUCUCUUCCGCGUCAAAGUCGGACCAAGGCGCCGCUGCUGGUGUCUUCAACGUCGCGCUGCAGGUCGGCGGCAGCGUUCUGGGCCUUGCUGUGCUGACAGCGGUCGCACAAGGCGUCGAGAUGACAUAUGGCGACGCGCAUCUUCCUCGGGGUGAACUGGGUGGCCUUGGGUACAGGAGCGUAUACUACAGCUGCGUAAUUUUGAGUGGAAUUGGGCUCUUUCUCAGCGUUUUCGCGAUCAGAGUGCCAAAAAGCAUGCACGGAUCGAUCUGGAAGAACAAGGUUAACGCAGGUACCGCGACCGAGACUGCUUCCUCUCAUGAGCUACGGUCUACCUAG